AUGGAAUCAAGGAGCUCGCACAUUGCCUGGUUUGACGUACAGCUUAGUGGCCAAACAUUAUCUGAUAAUCCUCUUGAGGUUAUCGAGCCGGAGGCCUUUCGCCUUGAGUCCCUAAGCGUGAAGAUCUUUCUUCUCCGGACGACGCUAAAGAAGUUAAGCUCUGCCUUAUUUGCGGGCCUCCACUCAGUGAAUUUCAAACUUAUUGCAAGGAAUAGAACAGCUGGAACCAUGUAUUAUUCCAUUCCAAGAGGGAAAGUCACAAUUUACUUGAACUCUCUUUAUUCCUACGAUGAAGCUAUUGUAGUUAUACGUGGCAGCAGUGAACACUCCUUCCUUCGGCCAGCACUACUCAGUAUGGGUUUCACCGAAAAUCAAAACCAGUCACACGUUGUAUUCCUCCCAUGUCCUUUGGGAUCAUUUUCGAAGUCUUUGGGGUCAAGAAGCUGGAAAUGCGUUUAUUGCCCUCCUGGUGGUUUUUACUCCGACACUCUUGGUUAUGUUGCAGACGGCUGUAAGAAAUGUCCAAAUGGUUCUUAUGUGGCAUAUGACAAAAAACCUGGAAAAUCUGUACUGGACUGCAAGACAUGUCCUGACGGAACGGAAACCGACUUUUUCGCUGGACAUCGUGCUUGUCCCUGCUUGAAAGGACAUUACCGAACUCAUCUCUUUGACAAGUGUGUUACAUGUGGCCGAAGCGGGCUGCUAUGCCAAGAUGAGUAUGCCUCACUAAAACCUGGCUUUUGGUGGCAAUGGCGGAACGAGUCCUAUAAACAUCGCUAUGAAUAUUUCAUGAAAAAUCUCGCCCGGGAGCUACCUGCAUUGGAUGAUUUCUCAGUGCAGUAUCCUUAUUCAAUACCAACACCAUACAGAUGUCAAAUAGAGGAGUCUUGCAAAGGUGGUUUGGACUCACCAUGUGGAGAAGGCUAUCAAGGUCCACUUUGCGCUGUAUGCAAUCCAGGGUACCACAAGCAAUUUCACUCUUGCGAAAAAUGUCCUUCACGGGCUUGGAUCGCAGGACAAGCUUCUAGACAGCAUUUGCUUACGUGUGUACACACUGAUAGCUUAAAACCCGUUGGUGACGUCAAAAAGCACAUGUUCGGUUAUUACCAUCAGGACAUUUCUUGCAGUCCAGUACAGAUUUUCCAGGUUUUUUGUCAUACGCCACGAACGGAAACCGACUUUUUCGCUGGACAUCGCGCUUGUCCCUGCCUAGAAGGACAUUACCGAACUCAUCUCUUCGACAAGUGUGUUAGAUGUGGCCGAGGCGGGCUGCUAUGCCAAGAUGAGUAUGCCUCAUUGAAACCUGGCUUUUGGUGGCAAUGGCGGAACGAGUCCUACAAACAUCGCUAUGAAUCUUUCAUGAAAAAUCUCGCCCUAGAGUUACCUGCAUUGGAUGAUUUCUCAGUGCAGUAUCCUUAUUCAAUACCAACACCGUAUAGAUGUCAGGUUAAGGAGUCUUGCAAAGGUGGUUUGGACUCACCAUGCGGAGAAGGGUAUCAAGGUCCACUUUGCGCUGUAUGCAAGCCAGAUUACAGCAUAAAAUGCCAAGGAGCAAAUUACAAUCAUCUUGUAAUUAUAGCUUAUAUUUCAGCUGCAUACACCAUGGCUUUACCUGCUGUUUCUUUCGUCAACAGACUGAUGUCCACUUCUCUUGCCGUUACACUUGUAAAUCUGGGUAUCGGUGCUGUGAGCAGAAUUCCGACUGAGAAUAUAUUAAACAUGGCGGACCAUCACAAGGACGCUUUGGCAAUGAAAAUAAACAUGCUUAAAACACAACUUCAGUCAGGGAUCAUUGGGAAGCCCUCCAUUGCAGCCAGUGCAAAAGGUACUGGAGCAUUGAGUUUUUCUCCAACCCAUGAAGAAAAUGAAAGAAAAGGAAGAAGUUCAGUAAAAUCCAGAAUGACAAGAAAAAGCCUUACUAAAUGUGAACGUGUGACACAAACAGAAAUAUUCGCACCGGUAUCUACCGCUACCGCUGAACAUGCACAAGUAUCACGGAAAGCGUGCCAGCAGAUAACCAUGAUCCGGCACUCUGACCAUCACAGACCACUUGCUGAAGUAGAGGAAGGCACUUCAAAAGAAGAAAAGACGGACUGGAAUAAUGGGGAAUGA
Pocillopora damicornis (cauliflower coral) is the source of this 2112-nucleotide messenger RNA. RefSeq lists its product as uncharacterized. Lineage: Eukaryota; Metazoa; Cnidaria; Anthozoa; Scleractinia; Pocilloporidae. The record is from RefSeq and is a predicted model, not a curated record.